This is a messenger RNA of Phytophthora nicotianae INRA-310, 1068 nucleotides long. RefSeq lists its product as hypothetical. Gene Ontology annotation, biological process: tRNA modification. The record is from RefSeq and is a predicted model, not a curated record. The transcript is spliced from 8 exons. Bases 1 to 1068 code for a protein of 355 amino acids. NCBI's taxonomy places the organism in Eukaryota, Oomycota, Peronosporomycetes, Peronosporales, Peronosporaceae.
AUGGCUCCUUCUUCUGUACCCGAUUCGCUGCUGGCUCGCGUGCGGCCUUCGUGUGCCAAGCUGGUGGCGCAUGAGUCCUCGUGUGUGCGUAUUAACGCGGACAAGGUGCGCACGUUCGAGGAGCAGCUGGACGCCAAGGAGUUCGAGCAGCUCGCAGAGCCCAUGAACUUCCCGCUCAACUUCCGCUCGCAGCAGGACGAGAUCAACUUCCUCACGCUGUAUGCACUGUUAAACUUCGGCAGCGGCUUCAGGAAGGACCUGCACAAAUACACGGAUCGAGGAGCUCACGACACCAUUGUGUUCGGACUCAUUGGCAUGUACAUUUCUGUACCCAAGCUGGACGCUCAGUUCAUGAAGAACUUGACCAUUGACCUGGUGGCGAACUACUUCAGUAUCCCACUGGAGAAGGAUGAGGAGGUCUCUACGGGUAUCUACAUGGCCAAGCCGGGACCAUUGAAGCCUCUGGCUGUGAUGCUUCAGAAGAUCCUGAACGAGUCCGGACAGAAGCUGAUUGACCUGAAGAUGGAAGAUUUCGGCGCGUUCGUCCUGGCCAACCUCGCUCCAGAAACCUCUGCUGACCAAGAGGAGAAGGAGUCUGUCCGUCCUAGUGCAGUGUACCUCGUGGAUCAAUUCGUGUCGACGUUCCCGGGCUUUGACGACCACUACGAAAUCCAGGGCGAGAAAGUGUAUCUCCUCAAACGUGCCCAGCUCGCCGUCGCGUGCAUUCACCGUCGAUUCAAGGAUUCCGAGCCUAAGCUGACAUUCACUGACAUCAACGAGCUCACAGCUUUCAGCGAUAACGUGUUGCCGUGUGUACUCCACGCUCUCGGUGUGCUUGAGUACGACGCGGGCUUGGAGGCUCGGAUUAACCGCGGCGAGGAGUUGCCUGCCGGGAAGGAAGAGUGCGAGCUGCGCGCCGCUGCGGUCGUUGCAUGCGAUCAGAUCGUAGCCGAGAGCAAUGGCCGCAUCGGAACCCUCGAGUUGGACUUCUACCUGUGGCGCGUAGGCAAGGAGGACCGCUUCCGAGGCCUCGAGCGCCACGCCACGCGCGAUACGUUCUUCUACUAG